UUUUUAUAAUAAUAAAAUGGAAAGUAUUACUAAAGCUAUUGAAGAAGAGAACACCCAGAUAAUCCGGUAACUGAGUGCUUAGUUUUAGAAUACUUUAAAUUUUCACUCUCAAACUUGUAACAAGUCCCAAAACUUUAAAGUCCUAGAGAAGUCUGUCCUGGUAAAAACCGAGAAGCAAGAGGUCACCACAUGCCAGAGCAUCCUCUAUAAGGUUCGGCCAGAUGAAGAAAUUGAGCCAUCGAAUCCAGACUUCGAAGAAGUUUCACCAUACAGUGGACUUUACAUUUGGUUGAACAAAAUCAGAGAUGAAAAACUGUUUAAAAGUUUGAAGUGUCUUAAGCUUUUUGAUAUAGAUUGGGUUUAUUUGACUCAGAUUUCUUCUAAAAAUAGGCGUUUUGUAAAUUUCUUACAAUCCUCAUUCUCAAAUAAAAUUAAGAACUUCAGUUUUUGUUACAGUGGCCAAAUGGAUCUGAAAAGGUCAAAUUACUUAAACUCCCUGACCAGACUCAGCUCCAAAGUCGUUCAACAAGUUCACUUUAGUGAUUUCAGCAUCGGCCUGCCCCAACUGAAGAGGCUGGUGGCAGCUUUCAGACAUGUGAGAGCUUUGGGAUUGAGAUAUUGUAGGCUAUCUAUCCCAAGUGUUGCUGAUUUAUCAAAGGCUCUGAAGAAUUGCCAAAUCCAGGAAAUAUAUUUAUUAGAAUCAGGAAACUCGGAUAGAAGUGAUUGGGAGAACAACUUAGAAGAGUUCGAGAACUUGGUACAAGGGUUAGCAAGCUCUCCAGAUUUAAGAUUGAGUCUUGAGCAAGUAAAUGUCUAUAACUGCGGAGUAACUCAAAAUAAAGCCGAACAUAUCUUUGAAGAAAACCAGCUUGGAGGAGUUAACAUAAUUGAUGGAAAAUAA
Moneuplotes crassus is the source of this 901-nucleotide messenger RNA. The record is from the annotation of a GenBank genome assembly. NCBI's taxonomy places the organism in Eukaryota, Ciliophora, Spirotrichea, Euplotida, Euplotidae.